CGCGUACAUACAGCGUGAUAGUUGCGUGCAUGCGCGUACCGAGCACAUCGCAGUCGUAUCGUUUUGGGGGGAGACCGGUGGACAUCGCCGCGGGCCACAUCCCACAGCACGCCGGAACAGCAGUACUGUCAGUACUGGAUCGGCCACCGGCACGCCAACUGUUCGACGGCGUGUUUAAUUCGAAUCCGCGCGCACACCGCGACACAACGCUGUACUCGCCGUCCCGCGGCACCCGCACGUAUUAUUCACGUUGUUACUACAGUCGCGCACGUUGCCACCUGCCGGUUAUUCGUACGCUCCCCGUGUUAACGUAACCGCCGACACUCCGCCGCGUGUUCCGGGAUCGCCGUGAUUUUAAUAAUAAUUUUCGCUGCCGGAUAAUCAUAAUAAUAUUGUACCGUUUUAUCCCGUUUCAAAUGCAACCGGGCGUGUGAUGAGUUGUGUUGUUUAUCCAAAAAUCACUCGACGAACGGCAGUUAUUAACCACCAGGUAUUUUAUGAGAUUACUAUUGAUUCGCGUAUUAAUUAGAGGAAAUAAAGAAAUCGGGCAUUGCGUACCGUCGUGCAAUUGAUUUUCAUCCGCGGCCCUCGGAAACGCACUCGAUUAAACAUUACAAUAUCAAAUUAUCCUAUUAACGAACGCGUUUACGCGAAUAGAUUAGGUACCGUUUUCGAAAUUCGCAAACUAUGCCUAUAGGCCCUUCAGCAGGGAUACAGGCGCCUAAAUUAUUUUACGCGCGAAAUAACAUUUCGUGCGAUUUAGCGCGUCGACGACGGUACUUGCGCGUAACAACGAAACAAUAACGUGCGCUACGCAUGAUAAUACGCGCGGGUACAAUCGUCGAUUUAUCCAUCACUUGUAAAUCGCGUAGGUCCACGUGUGACCGCGGCGUUUCGGGUGCCGCUGAGAAUUUACCGAAUCGCUUUACUCUUGAUCGCCUGUCCACGCGGGCGACACCGAGGGCCGUCCCGCCGACACAAACGCUUUCGUUUGUCCGACUUUUAAACCGAGUUUACGGCCGGCGACCGACUGCGAUCGGUCGGUUACCGCACGCACACUACGUUUACAAAAUCCACGUUUAUAUUAUGUCGGCGAGAACGGCCCCGAACGGCGGCACGCGUAAUUACGUUUAUUUACCCGUAAUGAUAUUUACCGAACCGAUCGUGCGGGGUUCGCCUCGGGUAUUUUAUUUGCAUUUGUAUAUUUUGUCACGUGCCUCGGCCGGCGACGAUAUUCGCCACCUACGGGCAGAGGGAAAAUCGCAGCUCCCCCUCCGUCGUCGUUACCACCGUAAAGAAAAUGUCGUGGUGCGCAAAAAUCUGCAGGUUAGGACGUCGCUCGUGGUGGCUUCUUCGCAGACAAUCGCGCCUUUGAAUAAAAUAUACAAAUGAUCACAGUCAUCACUUGUGACAAAUUGCACGUUAAUUAUUAUUAUAGCGAACAAUAAUAAUGCCGCCGAUUGUCCGGAAUCAAUUGGGCGUUUUUAAACGUUUGUCUUCCGAAUUCACGAGUUUACAUUGUUCAUCAAAUAUUUCAAAAGCUACAUGACCUCAAUGUCUCUGUCGUAUAUUCGACGGUGUCUGCCGGUAAUUGUUUUAACGCUCUUUGAAUUAAUAGACAUUCCGAUGAUUAGUGUGAUUAUUAACGUGUUUGUAUUUUUUUUCUCUCUGUACUUAAUUGCGAUUGUUAACUGCAAUUUUUAUGUAAAUUGGAAUUUAUUAUUAUUAUUAUUAUUGUCAUUUUUUUGAUUUUCCAAGGCGUUUUCGAAACAAUUGAGAAAAACCCAAAAGGAAAUUGUAGGUAAAACGGAAAAUAUUUACGGCACGCCGCGGCGUUACCGUUUUCAUUGUUUUUAUUAUGUUCAACUUAUUUUUAUUUCCAGAAAUAUUGACAAAGAAAAUCGUGUUUUAAAUAUCUAAAGUAUUUUUCAUGAUAAUCAGGAAAAACCAAUCAAGACGAAGUGUACGAUUUUUUUUUAAUUACGACACAAUGAUUUUAUUAUUUUAAAUUUGUACGGCUUAUGUUUUCUACCAUAAAUAUUGCUUCAAUAGAAAAACAACAAGAAAUAUUUUGUGUUGAAUUUUUAAUCUGGAUGGUGACCAAGCAAGUCGUUUUUGAUUUUUUUCUUUUUGUAGGUUUUUUUUUUUAAUAAUUGAGCAACACCGAAAAGUCGCUGAAAGAACGGACAAUUUUACGAAAAUAAUGAUUUUAUUAUUUAAAAUGUGGUUUUUUCGUUGCAAUUCAGGUUUAAAUAUUUGUAGAGAUUUAAAACAUUGACAGAAAACUUACUUUUACUUUUUCUAGCCGUGGUAAAACUUUCAGAAAAUUACGCAAUUUUUGAGCUAUUUAUAGACAUUUAAAUUUUGCAAGUUUUUUACCCAAUUUUUAUUUGGUAGGUACUCCAUAGAGAAACUGUUAGACUUAAUAGAAAUACUUGAAAACUGUAUAGGAAGUUUAUUAUAAGUCGUACUUAGUGGUAAAAAAUAUUUAGCUUUAAAAUCAAAUUUUAACGAAAAUCGUAAAUAUUACGGCCUUUCAAAACAUGUACAGCCGAACUUUGCUCCGAAACGUUUUCGUUAUCUUUGGUUACAGGUAUAAAUUAAAUAACUUUGUGUAUCUCUCCUUCACCACUACCCACCCAGGCCGCACCCAUACUCAGUAUCAGCUCUUUUUUGUUUUACAGUUUAAAUUAUAACUUAUUAAUAUCGAUUAUAAUAUAAUAUCAUUAUUAUAAAAAAUCAAAACUUUGAAGCGAGAAAUAAUUAAAUACAUAAAAAUAAGUAAAUCAUUUUUAUAUCGUAUUGUUGUUUAUCGCUAAAAAUGUUUAAAAAUAAAAACGUCAAAAUAAUUUGCGAAAUCAAUUUUCAUUCCGGAACUUGUUAUAAUAUAAGUCUAUAUUCUAUACUUCUAUAGAAUUCUUCAAAUUUGUAGCUGACUUGGCAAUAUUAUUAUUUAUUUUUUUUGUAAUUUUAAGUAUCUAGGUACAAUCUUUCUCUGUGUUCUUUCGUUGAUUUGUUUCCCCCAAUAACAUAAACGAUGAAUAAGUACACGUUACUGUUGGUCAGUUGUUGGGUUUUUACGCCAGUUUUCAAAAUUGUACCGUAAAAUCAACGGUAUAAGAUUUUGAAAAAAAAAAUUUUUUGAGUGAACUGUUUGUGGUAAAAAGUAAUCUACUCAAUUGGUUCUUCUGUUUUUUUUUUUUACUUGUGACAAAUUCGACUAUUCUAAAAAUGUUUCCGUUCCAAUCACCCGCUUGUUCCUUUUGUAUUGGUAAACCCGACGCUCUUAUCGUCAAUAUCAAGAUACGUUAUUAUUAUAAUUUUUUUUUUUUCAAUAACAAAACUUUUAAUUAAGUAAUGACGAAUUUGCGUUUCGAUAUUCACAGUACAAUCACCUAGUUUCGUCGUAUGCUAGCCGGACAUUAUAUUAUUAUCUGUAUCAUGAAAUGAUAAUAUAAUGUCGAGUCGGAAUAAUCGUUGAAAAUAGUGUAAAAUAGAACAAUUCCAUUAAUAACGUCGCACUAUACUCUACCAGGAAUAUAUACAACCUGAGGAAGUAAAUACACGGUUUCUUCUGUAAUUUUUGAAAUUUCUAAAUUUUAAAGAAUUUUUUUUUUUUCACGAAAUUGGCGUUUUCCUAUAGGAUAUUGUAACCUACCUGUAUAUACCAAAGAUAUGCAUAUUAUAUGGGUACCUGUAUCGACCAACCAACAAUUCUGGGUAAAACGUAACGAGCGCAUUUGCUCUAAAAUAUCACGGGUCCUCUUAGGUUAUUUAUAAUUUAUAAUAAUAUAUUAUUACACGGUGUUCGAAUCGGUUAAUAAAUAAUAAUAAUAAUAGGAAAAAUAAAAAAAAAAUUUAACAAAAUCACAAUAAAUGUUAUGAUAAUUAUCUAAUUAUUACGAAUCAUUAUCAUAUAUUGUAUUUUUCUCGCUAUUGAUGUGUAUGCGUGUAAUUUUAUGUGUGUGUGUGUGUGUGUGUGUGUGUACCUAUAUAUUAUUAUAAUAAUAUCGAAACUGCUCUGAAAUCGCGGCGUAUAAUAUAAUAAUGUGCCGUAGAACUCGAAAAAGAAGAACGAAUUAAAAGUGCUUGCUUAAUAUUGUUUUUUUUCCCCGUCUUCUUCUGCAUAAUUCACUUUGAUUACGAUAUUUAGACAGUCAAAAGCAUAAAAUAUAUAUUAUAAAUACGUAUAAUAUAUUAUAACGAAUUAUAUACACUAUUAUACUUACUAAUUUUGUAUUUUCUCAAAAUCAAUAAGUAGAUAAGAGAAUAAUAUACACACUUACGAUUAAUAUUAUAUAUUUUGAAAAUCGUGUUCGUUAUUGAUAAGACGUCUGUGUUCGUUAUUAUUUUCCGUUUCCAAUAAUUUUAUACAUUGAUACUGUACUUGUAUACAACCCAUAUAUUAUUAUUCACCGUUCGCCCCUAAAAAACCGAUUAUACCUUUUUGUCAUUUUCUUUUUCCUAUACUUACAACCAUCGUCAUUGAUUUUCUCCGGGGCAUUGCAUAGUUCGAUGUAAUGAGAUUGCGGGACAUCGUUUAUAUUAUAUUUCUGUGCCGUACAAUAUAAAUUUCCGAUUUCCCAUUAAACACGCUUUGUUUGAUUUUCCGCCCUCUUUUACGACGACGUCAUAAUACCUAUUUGGAACAAUCGGUCUCCGAUAAUGUCGCCCCGAUUAUAUAAAAACGCCGUACGCUCGGUACAUUAUUCAGCUUUAUACGUAUCGGCUAUCGACUGUUAUUAAAAAAAAAAAAAAAUUGUAAAAAAAACCCUUGCCUCGAAAACUAAAGAAUUCGUAUUGUUUAUUUUAUUUUAUCGCGCGAUUUUGGACUUUCCCGCUCGCGCGUUCAUUCGGACGAAUGAUAAUAUAAUCUCCCCGUUAUUGUAAGUUUGGGUUUUUUCGCCUUUCUACUCUAUUUCCACCGUAUACGAGUCCGUUACAGUUGCAUUUUGCCGUUUUUGGCUUUCUAAAUGGCUAACAAAAUCGGUUGUUUUUUUUUUGUUUCUGAUAAAACACUAUAACCGAACUGAUAACAUGUCGCUGCUCGUAAUAACUCGUUCGUUUGACAAUAUUUUAGAAAAAAAAUUAUCGAUUAUAUUCUCCUCUUUAAAUUUUGUUGGCUGUGCUUAAAGUUUUAAACUAACUUAACAUCCACCUAAACGGCAAAAGUUUAGUUCUAAGUUUGGCACUUAAUUUUGCUUUCUUGUCCGUUAGUUGGGUCGAGAAAAUAAAUGCGGGUAUCAUGUCCUCUAAAAUCUUAAUCUUUAGUCUUUACCGUAUUUCUACGUAUUUUUACCGUACUUUCUCUUCUCGUUUCUAUAUACCGACUUUGUAUCCUUACAUUGUUUUCGUUAUUUAAUUCUUUUAAUUUUGCUAUUUUGUUCUCUUAUUCGUUUAAAUUUUGAUGAUUGCCAAUAAAAUCGGUAAGUAUUUUAAAAAUAAAAAAAAAACAAAAAUUGUUGAUUUGUAAAGUGAAUAAAGUAUUCAAUUUGUUUUCAGUUACCUACUUUUUAUUUUAACUUGUACCUACUGAGAUAUAUUAUUGCGGUUAUUCUUUGAAAAAUAAAAACGGUUAAUAAAGCGGAAAUAUUGUUUUACGUGAGUUCGACAGUUGAUCUGAUAUUUAGGUGACCUAUCUACAUAAUAGUAUAAUAAUGUCUGUGGUCGACAUCUCUCUUUAUAUUGUAAUAUUUCUUGAAAACCAUUAUUUUUGUUUCGUUUGUCAGUACUGCAGUUAUAGAAAAUUGCACUAUUAUUUUAUACUUACGUCUAAAAAGUGUAGCUUGGAGCCGGAAGAGAGGCGGCUCGAAGAAAAAGUAGAGGAUUAUUUAAGGAGGAUUUCAGGGAGAUAUAAGGGCAUUAUAUGGCGAGUAUAUUAUGAAAUAUUUUUUACGGAUCGGAAGAUAUGGAGGACGAGAAUCAGAGACGAAUGCCAAAAAGAAAAGAAAAACAAAACGAUUUUACAGGUAGAGGUUUACGUCCGACUGUCAAUGUUAGAUUACAUUUUUUUUACGUUCGUUAAACAUUUAAAAUUUGUAAUAUUAUUAACGUGUUUGUAUAAUAAAAUAUUGUAAAUCUUAACGUAAUUUAAAAUCGGGUUUACGGUGUGAAAACAUACAUUUCCAUUCACUAAAAAUUCACCUAUUAUUGAUGUUAGGCAUCGUUUGGACUAAAAUAAUAAUACUAUUAUACUACGAGUAAAUAUUUCAAAUUAUUCAUAUUCCCAUCGUAAUUUAUACAAUUCAUAAAACAUAUCAUAUUAUAGAAUUUUUACGUAUUUAAUAAUCCUGUUUAUAAUGGCGUAAACUUAAAAUCCUGUACCUACUUAUUAUACUGAAUAAAAUACUAGUAUUUUUUGAUAAUCGCGUUUAUCUCCUGGACGCCUGUAGUAUUCAAUGGAAAAGUACCGAUGCCCGUAUAUUAUUCAUCAUAGGCGUAUGUAUUAAAUUACAACAAAAAAAAAAAAAACCAUGCGAUUAGUAACGUUCAACUAGGUAUUACAUAGUAAACGAUCGAGCGGUAGCAGAGUUGAGUUAACACGCGCAGUUAACGUUUAUUAUAUAGGUAAUUUAAUCUUUAUCGAAAUCCUAUAGUCUUGUCCUUGUGUAUACUAUGUGAUGUAAUAAUAAUAUAAUUGAAUAAUAAAGUGCGCACUGUAAAAUAUAUUUGUAAAUUACGUAUAGCGAGCGUCAGUUUUUAUUUCUAUCGAUAUUUUUUAUCCCGGAUAUUUCUUUCGAUAUACCAUCAUUACGUUUCAUCUGAAUGAAUUCAUUUUAAAUUUAAAUAAUUUUACAUACGCGUCAUAAACACAAACUCGACUGAAAUAGCGACAAUAUUUCACGUUAUAAAAAAGAGAAUUGUUAAAAAUAAAACAAAAAACAAAUUUUAUAUAGUACAAUAACAAUCUUUUGUCGGUCUACAUACUGUAAUAUUGUUUUUUUUUUUUUUUUUUUAAUGAGUUCAAUAUUAAUACAUAGUAUACGUUUAAUAUCAUACUAAUGUUCUAUAUAUUCUUGUUGUAAUGUGUAUAAAGUAUUGGUGGUCUAGUUUUUUAAUUACGUUUUGUUACAAACAUCAAUUAUACGUAUACAACUACCUACAAUUCUACACAUUAAAUAAUUUAAAUAGUUACAGUACGUAUACGGUGUGUUUAAAAAAAAAACUGACUAUAUAUAGGUAUGUAUAGACGUACAGUAGUGAACUGUUCACUGUGCUGGUUUGAGUUGAAAAAUAACAAUACAAAAAUUUGACUUAGAAAAAAAAAAAAAUGUAAAAUUAUACUCGUAUGUCAACUAGGUAUUUGUUUAUAUUAAGUAUAGAACAAUAAUUGUUUUGUUUCACAACACGUUACCUGUUUUUGAAGGGUUUCGCUUUUCAUAUUUGAAAUUGCAUUUCUACAAAAAAAAAAAAUUAAAAAUAACAAUCUUUCGAACAGUGGCGUAUGAGACGCAAGAGAUGACUUCAAGGGAGGGGAGGAGAGGCAGCAAGUCUCUGAGGAUUAUCUGCAAGGAUCAACAAUAGAAUUUGAAUUUUUAUUAAAAUCUAAAAUCAGUCUAUUAUUUUAGAUUCCGAGCGUAGCGAGGGGCUAUUGGUUUUACUAAGAAGCUUAUUUCCAUUUUUUCUUUGUUUUAGUCUGUGGACACGUUUUUCCUUAGUAAACUGGUUCCGAUUUUUACAUGUAGCAACUUUUCUAAAAUUUCAAGUUAUCUAGAUGGUACUUAAAAAAGUAAUUUUUUAGAUUUUCGAAGCUAUUUUUAAAUAAAAGCACUUAAGUAGGAAAAAACAUAGGAAAACGUACAAUUUCACGAUUUCUUUGUUUUAUAAAAAUACGGACGACGUUUUCUACCAGAAAAAAUGAUUUAAUUUAAAAAUUAUAAGAUACCUUUUUUGUUGCCUUUUUGAUUUACUUUCUUACGGUAUCAGCUACGGUACGCUAUCGGCAAAAAUUUUGAGCCACUUUUGAUUUUUUAAGUAAUUUUAAUUUUUGGGAGUUUUUUUGCUGUAAUUCGGUUAUAAAUACAUGUAGAGACUUGAAACAUAAUAAUAAUACUUAUGUUGGACUUACUUAGACGUGGUAAAAUGUCUUAAAUGAUCGCACAACUUUUUUUUUUAAUAAGUGUUUUAAAAUCAAAGUUAAAUGAAAAUCGCAAAAAAAAUUACGGCACUUCAAAUUAUGUAUUACCGAACUGAACUCGGAAUCGUCUUUCGCCAACCAAUAAUUUAUCAUUGCUUACAGAUAUGAAUGAAAUAACCUUAAGUAUCCUACUUUCUUCUACUUUUCACCUACAACUGUGGCCGCUCCCAUUCCCGGUAUCAGCUUUUAAUUUUUGUCAAUAGUACAAUACAGACUCCUUUAACUUCUGAUUUCCGAUGUUAGUAUCGGCUUUUAUAGUCAAAAAAAGUUUGGCGAUGUAAGUUUUUCGAUGUAGUAUUUGUGUAUAAAUUAUUAAAUGGUAACAUAGAUUGUCCUUAAUUUUUAUCUCUAAUUGGAUUUUAUGUUUCUGAAAUAAUGUUUUUAUCUCCCUUCCAUUUUUAAAAAUUACAUUGAUAGUUCUCCAAUUACUCUCUAUUUAAGCCCUUGUGGCCCGUUAAACUAUUAAAUUAAUUAAUUAACGAAUAAAUAUUAUGAAAUAGUUCAUUUAAUUAUGUGUAGUAUUAAUGCAAAUCUUAUACUUCUAAUGGUUUAAUAAUCAAAUUAAAAAAAAAAAAAAAAAAAAAUGGAUUUUGAGAAACCAAAAGACUCUUUUGUAAAGAGAAAACCUACCUGUAAUCGGUUAUGUUAUCAGUUGCUUAGAGUUCAGUAUUUGUGUAUUCUAGCCUAAAAAAUGUUUAUCGUAUUUUAAUCGCAUGUGUUUAUGCAUCAUCAUUUUAAAAAAAAGCCACAGACAUCAAAUGCCCAUACUUCACUUCCCCCUCGUGUAUACGUCUCUGAUAUUAUCCGUAAUAAUUUUGUAAUUGAAAAGACCUUGACACAACAACCGGAUAACUCUUAAUUUCGAAAUUGUUUUCGGGAACUAAAAAAAAAAAUUUCAUUUAUUGCACCGGUAUAUUUUGUUCGUCAGAAGCAUAUUUUUAUAAUUGUUAUCAAAUUCUAUGUAUUGUAUUGGAUUUAUCAUCAUCUGAUACUUGUACCGAUAUAUUCUAAAACCAGAGAACUUCAAAUUAUACGCUCAUUACGAGUAUAAUAUUCGUAUACCUAUUGGAAUUAUAUCCGAUUGCCACAAUAUCAAAUAGUGAAUUUUACCGAAAAUAAGGGAGUUAUAUCUGCUUGUGUUGCGCCAAGGUCUUCAAUAAUAUUAUUGUUUGAUUUACUGGGAAUUUAUGAUUAUAUAAUAAAACUUACCAAUUGUUUUACAUUUUUUAAUUAGGUACCGCAAUUUGUUGUUUGUUCUCUCGGCAUAUUACUUUUUCAUAAUAAUAAUAAUUUCAAUGACACAUUUUUCAUUCGUCGGUAAUAAAUAGUAAUAAUAACAAUAAAAAACGCAUUUGAUGUUGUCUUUAGACUGCAGUUAGGCACUGUCAUUCAUGAAAGUAAAGUGGUUUUUAUUAUCAAUAUAAUAAUCUUUGGCGUAACGUAACUCGUCGUCGACACAUAAAUAAUAUUAUUACUCAUUGAUUCAUCAACUGUUUCCGUUCUAGAAAUAUUGUAUACGCAAAAUCAUGACGAAAUCGCAAUAAUAAUUGUGACGUACAAUAAUAAUAAUAAUAAACUCAUCGCAAAACUCGCCUAAUGAUUUUGAAUUAACGAUUAUGUAUUCUUAUAUAGUAUACAUAUUUUUUUUUUUAAUGAAUUAUGACGUUCAGUAGGAUAGGUAUCAGCAAUUGUAACCGGUAUAUUAUAGCCUAUACGAUAUAUAUUUUUUUUCUACCAACCUGUACCAUGCAAAAAAAAAUAAAAUACGGUUUAAAUGUUUGAAUAACAAAAAAUGAUAUAACAAUUUUCUCUCUUCUUUUAGCCCCUCCCAAGUUCGGGAGUGUUUUUCUUCCCCUCACCCCCUGGAUAUAUAAUAUAGGUAAUAAAUACAAUAAAAUAAUGUAAGUACACGUUGCUAUUAUCUGAUUAGAAUUGCUUUUUUUUAUUGAUAUUAUGACGUUCAAUUGUCUGAGUGACAGUUGACAGUCUCGAGACUGGGACGGGGCUGUGAUUGGUUCAAGAUUGUUGUUGAAAUUUACUAAAGUGACUGGGAAAUUUUCUGCUACAAAAUCUAUUCGACUCCACCAUUCAGACGUAGGGCAGAGGUUAGACAAUGUGCUUGCCAUAGGUGCGGGGUACUCAACGAUCGCCAGCUGGGCACCGAGGUCAUUUCGAUUUUGUAAGGAUGAAAAUUAUAUGAACUUACGAAUGCAUAACAUUCUUUGCAUUGGGUAUUUAGGGUUAUGAUGUUGACGAACUAAAAAUAACGAAAUAAAUAUUCAGUUGUUAUGUACUGACAAAUAGCUAUUAGUAAGUACGCACGGAGAAAUUUGAAAAUAUGUAUUACAAAUUAUGUGUACUUAUUUUAAUUAUCUAAUGAAAAUUAAAUAGGCGUUAUUAAAAAAAAAAAAAUUUACACUAUAUAUAUAUAAGAUCUAAAUAAAUAUUUUAAGCAUUCGAGUUGCAUUGAGCUACAAUAGUUUUGUUUUAAAUGUUCAAUUGUGUAUAUCUGUGUCUAUUUGGUGCUAUAGUACUAGUUCCUGAAUUUAUUAAUCAUAAAAUAUUUAUUUAAAAAAAAUAAGGUAUUUAUAUGAAUACGAAUAGAUAAUAAUACUUAUCGAAAUGAAAUUCAGAUGAUUAAGGUUUCUGUUAUUAUUGAAUACUUUGUACCGAAAACCGUUAAAUAAGUCUUGAAAAAUGAAAAACGCCAAAUUAUGUAAAAUAUCGGAAAAUAUUCAAAAUACAAUUUUCAUAUUUAAAUAUAGACGUCAUGAAACGAAUUUCCAUGUGAAAAUCCGUAAUAGUAUAACCUGAAGAAAAUAAAAACCACGUAAAUUUAUAAAUAUUAUUCUAACGCUAUUUUAUAUUACAUACCGAGACACGACUGAAAUACUUUUCGAUAAAUUCAAAAACAAAAAUAUAAAUUAUACUGUAAAAUCAAAUCUGAUUAAAAAACACCCCGAUAUUUAUACAAUAAUUCACGAAACUAUAUAUCAAUCGACCAACAGACAUAUGUUUUCUGUCCGGUGUUUCGAAUUAAAUACAAAUUAAAAAAAAAAAGAAAUCAUAUGACGCACCCGUUAUACCGUUGCAGCUAUUUAAAUAUAGUUUGUACAUUAAAAAAAAUAUAUAUAUAAUACAUAUAAUUAAAAAUAACUAUUAAAUAAACGGUUUAUGUUUACGGCUGUUUACAUUCGAAAUCAUCCGGCAUAAACUCUAAACCCACCCUGACCACGGAUAUGUGUAUUUAAAAGCUAAUUUUUUUGUGUAGGUACCUAUUCCAAAAGGAAAAUAUCUGUAAAACCGAUUUGGAUUUCUUGUUGGAGUGUUGCAGUCAGUUGUAUAUUAUAUUAUUCGUUCAUUUAUUAAUUUUGUAAAAUUAUCGUACUCGAACAAACUAUUAUUUCUUUUUCCACUUGUUUAUAUUAUUUAUUAUUCAUUUUCCAGUUCCUGUCAAAUAAUAUAAUAUUAUAUUAUAAGUGGAUUAAAACGCAUUCGGAGAAUUAAUAAUAUUGUGUAAUGCAUUUCUUUUGGUAUUCGCCCGUUAUGCUCAUUCAUAGGAAUUGUUUCAUUAUUUUAAUAUUUAAGUAUCAAUCAGACUAUACAGUCAGGGUUAUCGCUACCUACGCUUUAACACUAUUCUCACUUUUUCUUAAUAUGCUCACUUCUUAAUAACACUCACUUUUUUUACUUUUUUAAAUUUCUUUAAACAUAAAAACUAUUUAAAUUAUUUAAUCGAGAUUUUAGAUUCUGAAUGAAGCGAGGGAUAUGUUGGUUUUAUUGUGAUGUGUUUUUUUGUCUGGUCUUUAUUGUAAAUUAAACACACUUUUCCCAUUUUUUUAAAAAAAGAAAAUGAGUAGCAAUUCUGUAGUACUAUCUAAGUACUAUGUAUUUUUGAGAUAAUGAUAUACGCGUAUACAACUUAUUGUAAAUUAAUAUGAUAUGUAAACUAUUCCGCAAUGUUUAUUCAAUAAUCUGAUGACGGCGUAAAGCCGAAACUUAAUAGUUAUAAAAUCAAAUUUUUGUUUACACUUCUAAAGUCAAUAGUCAAAAUGUUUUAAGCAAUUUGUUUUCCUAGCAUAAAUAGUAUACAAUUUUCUAAUUUGUAUUCAAUUUAAACACAAUUUAUAAUGAUCUCAAAUAAGAUUGAUAAAAAAAAAAAAUGUAAAUAUUAAUAUUUAUGUAUUAGCAAUUUUUAAUUAGUGUAUUUUUCUUACUAUCAAAUAGAAGAUAAUGCGUACAAAGUAAAAAAAAAAGAUUUGGAAUAACGAACUAAGGUAUAGUUUAUAUUAGUUAGAUACAAGUAUAACUAGUUAUAACAAUAUAAUAUGAUAAAUUAACAACCGUUUUGUUAAUAAUUUAUACUAUUUACAAUUUUAUAUCAUGUACUUAUUUUAUAUACUAUACGUUAUAACCUUCACAUAUUUUAUACUUACUCUUAUAGUAAUCAAACAAUAUUAAUGACAACAUACUAGACAAAUUAAUUAAAUUUGAACAUUAUCUAAACAAAAAAAAAAAAAAAAAAACGUUAUUAAUUUGUAGUCGUUUUUAAUACCUUAUCUACCUAACCGGAAAUAUUGAAGGAGUCCCAAAUUAUCAAACUAAUAUUAUAUUGGCUCGUAUGGAGUCCCUUUAGCCUUUUAUCCGGGAGUAGCCGUGAGUCUCCUCCAAAAAAAUAUGUCUGCUUGUUUGUUGUAUUGCUAUGCGAUCGUUUAUUUUUAACGGCUUCUCGAAAUUAAUCAUCUAUACUAAUAAGGUACUGGUUGUCCCGCGCGGCUUUAACAGUAUUGAACGGUAAAAAUUAAUAACGCUGGGACUUUUAUCCAUUUCCACCCGCGUUUUUAUCACCGUUAACUGUUAUUGUCGAGUAAUUUUUUUUUUUUUUUAAAGCGUACUUUUUUGCCUUUGAAAAUCAAAUUAAUUAUAGAUUUUUUUUUCGUCCGUAUCACCAAGGUGAUAAACAACAUAAACAACGAAAAUAAUUCGAUUUUAGAUAUCGAAAAUCCUGUAUGAGCUAUCCUUAAAUAGUUGAAUUCCAGAUAUCCGACUUCAAGGUGCACACACGCUCAUUUAACCGCUUUUGUAGAAAGAAACACUUAUUUUUAUCGAUGUAAUCGAUGAAGUUGUUGGUAAAAGUGUAAAAGUUCAAAUUGGUAAAUCUUAGAUUCUGAGUGUAAUAUAACAACUUUAUUACUUUAUUACGGGCUGUCCACCUGGUGGGUUGCCAAAAGACACAGUAUACAUAUUCAAUAUUGAUAUAAGCUAAUAGUUUCACAAAAUUGUAGACUUUUUUUCCAAGGAAAACCCUUAUGCAGCGGUUAACAAAAAUAUUCAGAUUUACCUAAAAUACGCGUGAUUCCCGCCCGGGAGUUACAUAAAACAUUUUUUGAAAUUGACAAUAGUUUGUAAUAUAGCUUAGGUCUUUUUUUCAGGAAAACACAUUUCUGGUUAGAAAAAACGAUUAAUUUGCACCGUAACUUAAAAGAUGUGAAUUGUUUGCCCGCAAUACUUUAUUCGAAAAAAAGUCUGGAUUUCGAACAUUAAAACAGACAUUAUAAUGUAUCGGUUUUACUUUUAUUGAUUUUUUGGGUUCUCAGAAUCGUUUUUUGAUUGCAAUAAUUUACGAGACCCAUGGUACGAAAUACGUCUCGUUUUUAUACUCGGCAGUCCGUUUUCGGGAAAUUUUUGUUUUCCAAUGGUUUUUUAGAUCCAGAAUAAAAUAACGGGGAGGGUGGAAUAUUUUGAAAAUUAAUGUAAUAAAGCACACAAUUAUCAUGCAAAUCAAGCUCAGAAUAUAUAAUGAGGGUAAGAGUAUAUUUGGCUACACGAACAGGGAUGGGGAUUACCCUGACUGAAUCUAUUACUGAUUGCGCACGCUUAUGACUACUACCUAUAUAAUUUAAGCACGUCGUCGACUAGCAUAAAACCGUUUCAAUACCCCGGGCUAUAGAAACAAUGCGUGUAAUUACGAGUGAAAACUUUCGAGAAUAAUUUGAUAACUAUUUUUAGUCGAUGCCUAUUUAAAGCACCCGUCACCGAUCGAUAUAAUAUUGUAUAUAGUUGGAAAAUAUAAAAAAAAAAAGGACGGACAUACUUCGCACGUAGAUGGGAAGUUGGGGAGGUAGGAUACAGACGAGAAUUUAAUGUAUAUCUGUAAGCAACGAUAAACCAUUGCUAACGAAAAACGAUUUUGAGCGGAGUUCAGUUGAUAAUGUCAUGCUUUUCAAAAACGUAUAGCUAUGUCAUAUUAAAUGAUUAAAACAAUAUGUGUUUCCAUGACAACAAUGAUUUUUUAAAAAAGAUUUAAAAUUAUGAAAACUUAAUAAUUACAAAAAAUAAAUAAAAGCGGUUGUCUAUGACAACCUUAUUUUUAAUCUAAAGACCGAGGUUUUCCUCGUUAUUUCGAAUAUUAAUGAGAACUUCAAAAAAUGACCCCUUUAAAGUAUCAUCCAGCGAACAUUUCCUCUCAGAAAAGGUGCUAUACUCGAUGGAGUAUGCCUUCCGGUAGAAAGCGUACUCGCUACACUCAGAGUCUAAAAUCUAAUCUCUUGACGACUCGGUAUUCGAACGUCGUACGCGGUACACAUAGUAAUUAUUAUUAUCGGACAUUAAUUUCAACCGUACCCGAAAAUUAGUCCGGGACACUAGGCUGCUGGCCGCAGAGAACUUUGGCCGUUUUAUAAUAUUUCGUUCGUCACAAUAACAUUACGAGAUUGUUAUGCUUCGUCGUGAAAAUAGCUGUAUUUGCAUUUUUUUUUUUUUUUUUUUUUCCAUUGAUAUUUCCCCAUACGCGUCCGUCGGUCAACUGCCGUUUUAUAUAUAUUUACCGCGGCGUAUAAUGAUUACAUCGAAUAUAUUAUAAUUAACCGCGGUUCGUGGUAAACGGUUUUACGGAAUUCGCUCGAGUACGUAUACCAUUAUGAAUACAAUGUGCUAUAACAUUAUAAGUAUAUAUGUGUGUGUGUUUUUUUUUUUUUUUUUUUUUGAAAACCCUACAACACUAACGAAUAAAUAAUUGACGAAUUCAUAGAAAAAUAUUAUUAUUAUGACUUUUUUUUUUUUUCUACGGUUUAUUCAUAUUAUAUAUUCAUCGUACACUAUUUUCAUACACGACAUAUUACGUACUGUGUUAUUAUAUUAUAGACGACUUUAGUGCGUAUAAGUAUAUUAUUAGGUAUAUUGUCGGUUUUCUGUGACGGUUUUUUUUUUUCUUUCUUUCUACUAAAUAUUACCACCGCUUCCCGGUAUUCGGUCCGACCGCAUAUUUUUCGACCGACAAUCGGGUUUUUUCUUUCUUUUUUUUUUUUUUUUUAUGGACGUUUUCCAAAAUAUAUAAGUAAAUCGUAUUCCCCGAUCGACCGAAACUUUUAUGGCUAUCGCUCCGGCCUCUCGAAUACCUCGCCGCCGUAGCGCGCACAAAAGCAAUUAUGAUUUUAUUUUUUUAUUUUCCUUGUAGGCAUCGUGCGACAAACGUCCGCCAAGUUAAUUUACGAUUUGAUAUAGAAGGGUUUUACAUGUACGUAUGCACAUAUAUAUAUAGUUCCACGUAACAAUAAAAAAAAAAAAAUUAUAAUACAAUAUUCGUUUUUUUAUUAUUAUUUUUUUUUUCGAAUGGUAGUUACCACACGUUUGUCACGUUUAUAGCAUACACACACACAUACACAUAUAUAUAUAUAUAUAUUGUAUUGUGUUAUGUACCUAGAGUAAACCUAUUUGAUAUAAAUCGUAAUUUACUUAGUUAUUAUUUAUUCAAAAUUAAUCUUUUUUUAUUAUUUUUUUUUUUUUUUUUUUUUUUUUUACUUGGUAUAGAUAUUGUGCAUACUAUUCUGUUGUCACAUAUUAAUGAGAAAAAUACGAGUGAAAAUCGCAAGUAUUGAUAUUUAUCUAUGUAAAAAUACACAACACAUUUUCAAUCGAAACAGAAACACCGCGAUCAUUAAAUUGUAUUUAAAUUGAGCAUGGAAUACCGAGAAAUUGUGUAUACGUUAAUUGCAAUAUACGUUUUUUACGCUAGAUAUAGGUGCGUUUUAUACGCGUUUAUUAUUGAGUGAAAACAAACUGAAUGGAUGUAAUUAUUUUUACGAUAUGGUAGGUACUCAUUAGCAAGUAUUCAAAAUGCCGUACAGAUUGUAAACUUUAUACCAUGUUGUUAAUGAAUAUCGAAAUAAACUGAUAACGUAAUAUAAUUCGAAAUUUACUUAAUAUUUUUUUUUUACAUUCUUUAACGCUGGUAUUUGAUAGUAUACGUCGUUACAAAAAUAUGUCACGCUAAUCAAGCAAUGGCGCCCAAACAUUUCCUGCUAUUACCAACCGCCCAAAUAAUUUUCGGAUCAAAAAGAUGUGGCUAUAGUAUUUUUUUUUUUCUAGCCAUUUUUGACUCUAGGCACACGUGAUUUUGAUAGAAUUGCGUAGGACGCUUUGGUCGUAAAUUUGUAACUAUUAUUAUUAUUUUCAUUUUUUUUGUAACAAAUAUGAUAUAGGUUCAAAUAAAUUGGAUUUGGUUUUAAAAUAAAAUGUCGUUUAGACAGCAACAAAAAACGUUUUGAAAGAAAAUAAUACAAACAUCCUUCAGUAUCUGAAGCAGAUUCAUUGGCACUCGUUUAUUCUCGAAUAUUUUAAAAUUCUUCUAUAAAUGUACCGAGUACAAUGUAUAGUAUUGACUUAUGCGAUAUCCACUUACUGGUAAAUACUCUUUUUUUAAACACCGAAUUACAUUUUUUUUUUUUAUUCCUGCUCAAAUAUACUACAUUUCGGAACAUACUAUACUCGAGCAAUAUACUAACAAUACUGUAAUACCGUAUAUCUAUUUGUAUUUUGAUCGAAUUUCAUUUAUCAUUUUAUUUAUUUCUUUAAUAUCUUAUUUGUUUGAUGCCAUAUAUCUAUAGAAUUAUUUCUAAUUUCCAAAUGAUUUCUAAAUAAUUACAUUUACAUAUUUUAUUGUAACCUAUAGGCACCUUGAUAACUUGAAAAUUAUCAAUAUACAUACAUUUUACAUACAUCGUUUACUCACCCACUGCCUCUGAGCACCCACUUGGUAAGCGGUGUGCGCGCGUGCCACUCUAUAAAUCAUAAAUGUAUUGGUGGUCCAAGAAUUCAGUAUACGGGCACCACCAAUAAAAUAGUCUUUUUGAUUAUUUUAUUACCAUGGUUUGCUGUUACACAGCAUCCUUUUAUCCUGCUGUUUAUUCUGAACCUGUACCACUGCAGCAACGUACGUAUAUUAUAUGUAUUGAUUAAAGUUCCUAAGAAACGCGGUUCUAAGGUAUACGACGACAACGAAUAUAAUAUUACGACGUCGGUUAUAGAUACGAGAUGUAUAAUAUUAUAAUAUUAUAUUGUAGGUAUAUUGCAAAUCCCUUUUUAGGAUAAGUAGAGAAUAAAUAUGUAAUACUGCAAAUUCAAAAUUUUAAGCGAAGCUUAUAAUAUUCAUGUUGUAAUAAAUAUAUCUCGUUUUUAAGACGUAUGUAUUUUUCAGAAAAAAAAAAAAUGUAUUACUGUUGGCUUAUACCGAAGCUUGCAAAUUGUAUUAUUACUGUUAUAUACUUAUAUUAAUAUCGUUUGGAUGUAACAUUAAAAGAAGUUGAUGUUUAGAGCUAUACAGGGUGUCCUACCGUGCACUACAUGUAUUUUUUAUACGCUAUAGUGAGUAAACUCCUUAGAACAUAUUCGUUACCUAUAUUACCCAUAUCGAAGUACUCAAGUGAUUGUAGAUAAAAGAAAAAAAAAUAAAAUUCAUUAGUAUUAUUUAUUUUUUAAUCCAGUAAUACCUAUAAAGAUAUAAUAUUUUACUAUACACACCACACACGCUAUUGAUUAUUAUCUCGUAUAACAUAAUAUACGUGCCUAUAUUAAUAUUAUAAAACAUUUUCUCGGAAUCACGUUUCUGAAAGUCUUUAGCAAACGAAAAAUUAAACACUUUAUAAUACCUACGUUAUAAAGUAUUUUACUAGACCAUAUAGAAAUUCGUCCUUAAUCUAUUUAUUAUUAUUCUUAUUGUCAAGUUUUCCCCGAAAAUGGAGACUAUUGCGCUGUAUUGCUUCUCGUAUAUAUUUAUACACGAGACACGAGUAUAUACACUAUACAGGGCGAUCAACAAAUAACGAAAGGCAUUCAUUAUCUUGGUUAGGUUAGGUUCGACAUUUGUUUUUAAAACAUUUAAAAAACAGGCUACAGUUCUAGCAGCUCUAAAAUCUUACAUUCCCGUUAUUUCUUGUUAUCCUUAUUUGACAGUGUGAAACGUUUAUAUUAAAAAUGUCAUUAAUAGAUGACGUUUUAGUUUGCAUAAAUGUUGGUGUUGACUUUUUUAAUUUCAUUCAACUCAAUAACGAGAUAUUUCACUUUUAAAUUUAAGUAUUAUGAAUGGAGCUUUAUUUUGUGUGGUGACGUAGUCCUCGUUCAAAUUGUAUUCCACUAAUCUCCUGCUAUCCAUAAAACAGCAAACUUAAAGUUGGAAUGUUCCGUCUAUGAGUCAACGGUAAUUAAUAAUGUCAGUACCAAAAUGUUGAAUCAAAUAACAACCAUAACUAUUUUAGAUCCAUAAAAAAAAAAAAAAAAAUUAUUGUAACCACGGUGCAGUUCUUAUACAUAAAUGAAAUUGAAUGAAAUCAUUAUUAUUAUUAUGUCUUCCUUUUAGUAUUACACACUGUCUAAAUAAUACACGGUGAUCAACAUAACGUAAGACACGCGUCAUAUAUUAAUUCUUUUUGUAUAGCUAAAAGCUGAAAUAUUCGUCAAUGAAUUGAUAGAAAUCAAAAAUGGCAACACCAAUAUUUAUUUGAACUAAUACUUGAUUUAUUUAUAUUAUGGAAUUUUGAAUAUAAAUAUACAAAUAUAAAUAUGAACAUUUUAAUUUCAAAAAUUUACGCCUCCCCCCUCCCCAAAAAAAAUAAAAAAAUUGUUUUAGAUGUUUAUAAAUUAAAAAACUUUUGUUUUAUACGUUUUUCUCUAUUUUGUAUAUUUAUAGGAGAAAAUUGUUGUAACAUAAAAUUCUGAUCUCUAUAUAGGUUACUAUUUGAAAAUCAUAAGUGGAUACCUAGUAGUUUUACCCCCAAACACAAGGGUGACAAAAUAACGGAAAUGUAAUAUUUUAGAGCCGUUUACGCUUAGACAAUUGUUUUUGAAUUUUCUAAAAGCAAAUUUCGGACAAAGUUAAUAUUUUUUGAAACAAUGAACGCCUUGUGUUAUCUUGAUACAGUGGUUUUUUUUUUUGGUAGAUUGAGGCCUUUACACAUUUUAGACGGCCAAGUCACGAAUUUUACUUAAAACACUAUCAUUAGUACUAUAUAUUACUGCUAUUAUACGAACACAUGUGUCAAAAGUUCUUUUAACUUAACGAUGUCGACGGCACUGUGGGCGAGAGGGUGCGGAUUCAAAGAACAGCGUAAUAUAAUAAUAAUGCACAAAAUCCCUCAAUCCGUUUUACAGUCCAACGCCCCUGCAUAGAACUCAUCCAUUAUAACGGUUUUAAGUUUAUGGAUAUAAUAAUAAAUUUGUCACAAGAAUCCAUUAUAUAUAUACUACACUACUGCCCCGCGAAUAACAGGGGGAUGAUACAUCUGGCCGCAUGCUGCAUUUUUUUAAUUAUCUUAUUCCGCUUUCGUAUUUUUUAUUUCUAUUUUUUAAAUCCGUAUCCCCCCGGGAAAACACUUUUUCGCGGUCAAUUAAAACGUCCCGAAAUUAUCUGACGGAUUUAAUCGCGGCCGAUGGUGUAACGGUGGUACUUUAUUUGCAAAAUUGUUCUAAAAAUAAUUAAAUUAAAAUAAACCGACUACUAAUACGACGGUUUUAUUUUCGUUUAUUUUUGGGUUAACGUGUUGGCUAAAAAGGGGAGAAAAACACGACUAGUACCAACUUUACAUCUAACCUUAUAUUAUAAUGACAUUUUACCGACGAGCUCCGCUCUCAGAAACGUUUUUUUUUUUUUUUUAAUGCAUUUAUCAGUGCUUUCAGGGCGUAUAGAUGAAUAAUUAUCCUACAAUAUAAUUUUCAGGGACUAGACAUUUUUUUCUGGGUAGGCUCGAUGUUUUAUUUGGGUGGAAGAGAUUACUUACUAAUAAACAUUUUUGAUUUAAAAUGGUUGUUCUUUCUAAUAUCCAACUUUAAUAUUUGUACUACCUAAAACAAUCCAAAUAAAUCAGACCUACAUAAAAAUAAUAAUAAGGUUCUAUACUUAAACGAUGAAAAUGUUAGAGCAUAUAUUAUAUUGAACAAUUAUUUUGCCGUUUAAAAACGUUGUGGACGUUUAGACUAACGCGUCUAUAACUUUUUUAUAUCAUCAUUAUUUUGAUCAAAAUGUUGAUUCAUUUCGGAACGAAAUAUUAUGUUGUAGCACAAAAGGUACACGACAGUCAUAAAUUGUGAAUUUGAUUCAAUAAAAACCUAAAAAAAAUAAAACCCAUUUGAUUUCUUAUUAUUUGUGUGUUGAAAUUUCGGUAAUAUUCCAAAAAAACAGUGAAAUUUGAUCAUAAAAAUGGUUGGAGCGGACAUUUCAACAUUUCAACCUUUCACGUUUUCGCGCGGUUUUGUUAUUUUUUGCAACGGUUUUUAUAGUGCCACUAUCCGAAAUGCGCUUAAAAGUGUGUUUCGUCUCGAUUGAUUAUUAAUUAUUACGAAGCGUUCAGACUGGUAGUCCGACUGCAGAUUGGGUAAAAGUUUACAUUAAAUAAUGUCGGUACUGAAUUUCCAUUAAGCAUUCUACGAAAUUCGCUUUCUCCGCCGCGCACCGUUCGAUUGCAUUGCGCCGGUGUUCGGGCCACUGCGAACCGCACUCGUAAUCGUUAGGAGGCCGUCACUGUAGUGACAUUUGUAGUAUCUGUCUGCCUGAGCAAUAAAAAUGUAAAAAAAGGAAAACAAACGAAAUCGAGUUCGGAGAUGAUAAAACAUCGAUGCUCGUUAUAAAAUCUGUAGACGACGACGUUUUCCGAAGACAAACCUGUAUCGUCGACGUUUUGAAAAAUAUAACUCCAAACACGUUAUAUCGAACGCACGAAAAAUCGUAUUUUGUAUCUCCUCCCCUCCCCCCUCCCCGAAGAACUGCGCCCGUUUAAAUAUAAUUGAAAUAUUUCGGAAAAAAAUAACGCUGACGUGGGCGCUUUCGAAACACAGUGUUAUAGUAUGUAGGUGGUGUAGGAGGUACAGUCGUCUACGCGAUUGUUUAUUAAUAUAUAAUUUUUUUUUUUUUUAAUGGCCGUUUUUCCGAAAGUCUCUUCGUCUGUUUUGCACGCUCGCAAUGGUACACGUUUUCGUCCGCGGAACAGGGACAAACACGGCAAAUAAUAAUACAAUUUCUAAUAUAGACACCGCUUAAUAACAAACGUAUCAUUUAUCGUCGGUACCUACACUCUUCGAUUCAUUCGCCAUUUUUGCGUACGGUAGUUUAUUACACGCGCCUCGUACUUUCACCGUGAAAAAUCGUCGUAGUGUGGCGGGGGUUUUUUUUUCACGUUGUUUUCAUCAAUGAAACGCAUCGCCGUCACGAUAAUGAUAAUAAUAAUAUUAUUGUUGUCGUUCAGUCGUCGCGCGCGCGGACAUUCGUUUCUCGCGAAUAUAAUAAAUAAUUUUUUUUUUUUUCUAAGUCAAACAAGACGACGAGACUCUAAAACAAUCUGGCUGAUUUAAUCGCGAUUGUAUAAUACGCGCAGUAAUUAUAACUUUGCAAUGUACUUGCAAUGAUAGCGCGCGCAUACGAUUGCGAUCAUUAUAACAUUAUAAUACCGAAUGAAAAAAAAAAAAAAAAAUGAACAUUCCACGGCGCAACACGUCCGCGAUGUUCUGUGCGGCGCGCAGCGCGUCGAGAUAUAAAUAAAACGAUCGCGUUCGCUACCGUUCUACGAAUUACACAUUAGUCGUUUAGAUAAUUUAAUAGGAUUCGAUAAAAAAAAAAUUAAAAAAAUCCACUCGAACCGUCGGCGGUGGCCGCGGCGGUUCCGGGUUUGUUGUUUUAACCACGUAUAUAAGGAUUCUAUGAAUUCAUUUUUGUUUUCGUGCAACUCUCAAGUAGAUAUACAUUAUUAUUAUUACCUUGCUACUUAUAUAAUGUAUAUACAUUAUAAUACAGGGUGUAACCGGACUAUUUGACAUUUUCACAAUUUUCAAAACGCAUCCGUAUUAUAGAUCAGGGGCGGCGAAACCUUCCUUUUUUUGCUUUGGCAGAGAUCUACUAAGAAUACAACAUGUUUCCUUUGGCGAUCGACUCCUGUAAAAAAAAAAAAAAAAAUAUAAUUACUACUUACCCCUAUAAUGUGUAUACUUAAAUUAAACGUACCAAAAAUAAAAUUGGCCACGUAAACACUGUCGGAUUGUAUUACUCUCAUAAAGUCAUAACUGACUACAACAAUAUAUGACCCAAUGAGAUGAAAAUUAUCGGCUAUCGUCGUGAUUUAUUUACUGAAAUUGUAUAAAAAUAAUUUCUCAAUCUCGUAUUAUAGUAUAGUUGUGCUGGUAUUAGCACAACUAACGUCAUGAAAAUCGAUAAAAAAUCUAACACGACGAUUUGAUAAACAUAAUACUAAUUUAUUUUGGAACAAAACUUCGGCGUUACGAUUCACCGUAAUUUUCCAUGAUUAUUACCGGAGUUUACGAUAAUUUACAAAUUGUUUUCAUUGCCGUCGUUAUUAUACGUUAUUUGUAAGCCCCGUGAACAAUAAUUUUCUCAAAAUUCUGAUCUUCCAAAAUCGCAACACCGAAAUUUCUUUCGAAAUAUAUAUAUAUAUAUAUAAAAAAACGAUUUUUAGAUUCUCAAUGGAGCGAAGAAACUUAUAGCUUUACACAAAUCUUCAUUUAUUUAUUUUUUUUUUUUAUCUGUGCGCAAUUUUUAAAUUGAAAGUCAUGUGUAAUUUAGAUAGAGCCAUAAACCAAUUUUAUCCUUUAUUUGAUAUAUGUCAAUAUGGUAUGGGGUCCAACAAAUUUUUGCCCCCCUUUGAUGUUUUAUAAAAACCGAUUAAAACUUAUGUAGUAGUUUUUUCCAUAAACGUUUCAGGUUAAAAUUUUAACAAAACUACGACAUUUAAAAACACGUCUAACCAAACUUCACGCAGAAUCGUAUUUCGUCAGCAAUGAUUUAUCGUUGCGUGUAGAUAUAAAUUAAAUAACUUUGUGUAUCCUAUCCUCUCAACAUUUCCACCUACAACAAUUGCACGUCCAUCAGCAGUAUCGGCUGGUUUUGUUUGUGUUAUGAGUAUGAUAUUAACGAAAAAUUAUUAAUAAACAUGAAGUUAUUUAUAACUUACACGAUUGGCCGUACGACGGCCAAAGACGGAACAAUUAUUCUAGAUUUAAAAUAACUAUACUUGAAAUGUUCGAUGUUUUUUGUUUGAGUUUUGUGCGGAUAAAAAUUGUGCUAUUUAUUUUCAUCAGCGUGUUUCAAGUUUAAAUUUAUGUUAAAAUUCGUUGAAAAAAACGGGCAUUUAUGUUAUUUAUUUUAUGGUAACAAAUUGAUGAAAUUUUAAAUUUUAAUUUCUCAAAAUGUGUUCAGACUUACUCCAUUCAUAUCAGAUUUUAUUUGCAACGAUUAAUCGUUGUAUAACAUUGUAUAUUAUACUCCAAGGUACAUUACAUUUUUAAAUGGUCGGGUGGUUAGGUAAUUUUAAUAUGUGUACUGUACCCCGUGGUUAGAGUUGGAAAAUCUGCGAAGGGGGUUAUGUCUACCGAAAAUUGAGAGGCGUUUCCGAAAAGUAAUAAAACUCCACCGAGCUUUCUGGAAAAACCUAUCAUGGAUGCAAUACUUUUAACAUUUUUCUCUCGCACGCAUUUGUUCAUAAAAAAUAUUCUACCAAACUGCUCCCUCUCUGAAGUAUUGUCCUACGUAUAUGCCUGCUCAGUAAAAAUAUAGUAAACUAGAGUUGGAUUACGUAUUUAAUCUAAUAGGUAUUAAAGAAUUUAUUUUUAAUAAAACUUAUUCGAGUUUUUAAAAUGUCAUUAAAAUGUCUUAGUGUCGGUGUAACUAAAGCGUCCCCCUUUCGACUUUGAAAACAUAAACAAAAAUGGACUGAUAAUUUUAACAUUAAAAUAUAAGAAGGAGAGGUAUUUCAAUUUCGGUUCUCUCCGCUUUAACCGCGCGGUUUAAAAAGUCCGCCUCGCCACCGAAGGGUACACACGCGUGUAAUAAUAUGUUAUUACAAGGUACAGUUUAAAACGUCAACACACUCGCCCGGCGAAAAUUGCAAUGUACGCGCUGCAGCGGUAUCGGUCGGGAUCGCAAUGGCAAGUACGGUCUGCACCAAUAACGGUGCGUCGCACGGGAUAAUUUAGAGGAUCCGUGAAGGCCGGGACAAUUCGGCCGGUUUUUACAGACGAUUUACAGGGCGCGACGGCCUCCGGAGUUUUAUAAGCGGCGGUUUUUUACGGCCGGACAAAAAAUAUUGUAAUAUAAUUAAUGAGAUGCCUGUAAAAAUCACGUACGUCGGUUUUGUAAACGCGCGGCGCGAUUUGCCCUUGAGCAAGGUCCUCGGGACCCGCGACGACGGCGGCGGCUCGUGCACCGACACAAUGGACAUCGCGAUUCGCGUUUGUCCGGUUCGUACGCGCGACGUCCGAACCGGACGCAGCGGCCGGGUAAAAGUCAGGGAGACGCGGUAACGCGUGAUUUAUACGUUGUCGCGCGGUACGGCGUGUUGUAUUAUUAACAAACGCGGACGCACCAGCGCGUUUGGCCGUUCGACUCGUACGCGCGCCAGGCAUGCGGACGGACGCGUCGUGUAAACGGGUUGGCGGCGGCGGGACAUUUUCCGGGAAUCCGGUUUGGCGCGAAAAACUCCCCGGGGAGAACCGGUCGGACGUUACGUUUAACGGUUCGCGUGGGCACGCGAUUUAUAAAUAACCGUGUAAUAAUAUUACAUUAUUAUUCAGAGAGGUAUGUCUGUAUGCAUAUCGUAUUACACGCAAUACGCCCACGUGCAGCGCGAACAGAACUGCAGGGUAAUAGUAAUUAUUGUUGUUGUUGUGAUAAUAUACACACACACAAGACGUUAUUGUUAUGCGACGAGUGUACGUCAUAAUGCGUUAUUACUAUCCGUUUACCGGCAAGAACCCGACCGACACCCACGGUGUGUGAACGGCGAUAAUCUUCGCAGCGAUUCGUCGUGUCCCGGCGAGACGGCGAGUCGUCGUCGGCAAUAUAAUAAUAAUAUAGUCCAAUAAAUUUUACUCCGAAUAAAACAAAAACAAUUAUAAAACAUUUUGAUGUUUUUUUUUUUUUCUUUUCUCCCGUGGAUUUAUAAUACCGCCCGCGGCGACUCGUGCCCCUUAAUGUCGUCCGUUUUUUUUUUUUCCUCCUCGCAUAGAACUCGCAUAGCGUUAAUAAUUAUUUUAUAAAAUAAAUCCCGCGGGAACCGCGUCUGUAUAGGGAAUUCUGUCGGAUAACAAAAACGGGGGGGGGGGAACCGAAAAUUCCGUCAAGCGCGUUAUUAUAUUAUACUUUUUAAACAUAAUACAAUAUCGGAUUUCGUCUACGGUAAACGACGUUCGCGAGUUCGUCGUUCCCCCGGCCCCUCUCCGCCACCCGACCCGCUCACCCCACCCCCCNCCCCCCCCCCCCCCCCACCCCUCGUUUCGAUUGUCGCCCGCGGUAUACGCGUGCAUUAUUAUUAUUCCCGGCGGGCACGCCACGACCCCUCGUAUAAUACAUACGUACUGUAUACAUUAUUAUUAGACGUAUAUAAUAUAUAUAUAAAAUAUAUAUAUACCCGCCUUUCGGAGACGUCGUUUCCGGGAACCGUUCGUUCCCGGAGAACGGCGAAAUCGUCAUUAUCGUCAUCAUCAUCGUCUCCGUCGUCCCCGUCGUCAUCGCGCGCACGCACCGGCGGUUUUUCGGGUCGCUUGGGAGGAGUGGUAGAGCACGUUUGUACGAUUCGCCGCCGCCGCCGCCGCCGAUACGGUGUCGACGGCGGCGCGCGUCUAAGUAGAUUUCGUCGUCGUCGCCGUCGCCGUCGCGUCGCGUUUUUUCUAUGAUAAAACGUCCGUCAUUCCGCCGCAGUACGGUGUCGCCGUCGGGUCUCGGUCCGCGGUCGUCCGGUCGGCCGCCUCGCGCGCGCGCGCUCGGUCGUUUGUCCCGACCGCGGUCCCGUCGUCGUCGUCGUGUUCGUACACGUAUGUAUAUAUACCAAUAUACUCGCCGAGAUAUAAAAUAAUGUCAAUUGUUUAUCAGCCGGGUGCAAUGGGUAUUAUUUAAUUUUUUCUCGUCUUUGUACCGACGAGCGCGGUGAACCGCGCGGAGCUUAAAAAUAUUACGAUGAUAUUUCAAUAAACGGCCCGCGAUUUAAGUACGAUAUUCUCGCGCGCGCACAACAAUAACGAUAAUAACUAUUCGCGGUACGCGUUUGAACGGAGCGAUUUACACACGUCGUCGGCGCGGGGUACGUAUUUUUAUUUUUGUUUUAUUAUUAUUUUUUUUUUUUUUCAAAAUUGUCGUUUUCACCAAAAGAGUAGUAAUAAUAAUGUUAUUUAUUUAAGCGAUUUUUUUUUUCCCCCGUUUGUAAAAACGAAAUUAGCUUAAAAUUAUCGGCUUCGAAUAUCGGAUUUCGUGGGAAAUGGUAAAAAGAAACCGUAAAUAUUAUCGCGUUUUUUUUUUAUAUUCUGUGUUUCACUGACGCGAAAGACAUUUUUUUCCCGGAAAACGUUUCGGGUAAAAUAACGUACCCGAAAAAAAAAUCCGUUCACACCGUACCUACUCGAAAGAAUGCAGAUUUCCGUCGGAAAAUCCUAGAUUCCCAACGGUUUUACAGGGAAAAAAAAUUUAAAUAAAAAACCCCGAUAAUACAAACUCGGUACACGGGUUUUGUAUAAAAAAAAAUCUAAAUCGCUCAAAGGUCUGCAAUAUCUUAUCUGAAUAAUAUUUAGGCGGACAGAACGUCUCAAAGUCGGAUUAUUAAAAUUCAAUUUCCAUACUCACGUAUACCGAAUAUUGGUUGUUUUUUUUUCGUAUGAUUUAUUAUUUAUAAUAUCGCCGGAUACAUCAAAGUGAAUCUAUACCGAAACGCCACAGCGCACGCGUGACGAAAAUACUCGCCAUCGACGAUUUUUUACUCGGAAAGUUUUUUAUUACUCAACCGAGUCGGCUUAUAGUGGAUUUUUCCGCGGACCCGACAGACUGCAGGGUUUUUCGCAAAAUAAAACCGUAAAUAUGAAACGCUAAACUCAUGCCUGAAUAACGCAAAUACAAUCUGGCCCGGUUAAUAAGACAUUCAAUGCUCUUAAAAAGACAAAUACAAAAAAAAAAACAGUCAUUCAAAAUAUACCAUGACAAAAUUAAAACAAUACGUCAUAUUUUAUUUUAUUUAUAUACAGACCAAGGCCAAAAAAAUAGAGAAAACAAAUAGAACAAAUAAAUAACUGACUAGUAUUAGCUGGGCGCGAUUAGAGUGAUGGAUCAAAGUUAAAAUCUUCUAGGCUGACAUAAUGAUAAAGGAAACAAGAAUAAAACGUGACUAGAGGUUAAUGGAGACUGAUGGGUCGAGCCAUAUUGUUGUACAAAUCUAGUAUUUGGAUAUAUAGUUUAUGGAUUAAAGGUCAUCAACUAGAAGUUAUUAAAAUCAAUUUUUUCAAUUUAUCAAUAGUUAAAUUAUUAAAAAAUACAAAGCGAAUGAUUAAAUCAUAAAAGCAUAAAUAAAGGCUCCUAUCCGGGAGUCAUGCCUCCCCUCCUUUAAUCCGGGCAUCAAUAUGGUAGUACGACAUACACAUAAUAUUUGAAUUUUUUUGUAGAUUCCGAGCGAAUUUAGUUUUACUACAGUUUGGACUCUUUUAAAAUAUUUUUUUAGUGUUUGUAAAUAGUAUAUUUUCGAUGUAAAAUCUUGCUCCAGUCACUCUAUUUAGGGAUGGUGUCUGAAUGUAGCAAACCGUUUGCCGUUUUUUUUUUAUUUUCCUUGUAUUUUUCUUAACAGCGGGGAAAAAAAAUAACGUCGGAAUGAUGAGAAUAUUUACGAAAUACCGCGGUUUCUUAAAAAUUCCAAUCUUUUUUCCUUUUCGAAUUUUUCCCAUAAUUAGAAACCAUUUGCAAGUCCAUUAUUUCCCCGUGGAAUUCCCCCGUUUUGGUCAACUUCUAGUGGUUUCCAUGGGAUUAAAUGGUCUCAAACUCGCAAAUUGUUUAAGAGCAUUGUUUUGUUUUGUAAAAGAAGGUGUUUUUUGGGCUUUGAACACUCCUACAGUUCUACAGAAAACCCCAAUAAAACUAGAGGGAUGACAUUUUGUAUACUGAUUGAGUUAGUGUCAAUGUGUGGUUUUUCGACUUUCAAACCUCGUCUUUGCAAUUUGUUAAAAUUUCACCAUUUGUAUUAUUAUUAAUUUGUAUUAAUUUUUUUUUUUUGAAGAAUUAUAGUUGUAAUAAUAUACUAUUAUAGUGUUAUAUUAUGAUAAUAUUGUAUUCUGUUAUCUAUUAUUCCAAAAAUUAGUAUUCUAUAAUAAAAAAUAUGUAGGAAGAGAACUCUAUACUAUGGAGACUGAACUUUACUGCUCGCGGGUGUUAUUAUUCAGUGGAAAAUAAUCGAGACCUGAAAUUUUCGCUGAAUAUAUUAUGUAUAUUAUAUACUAUUUCCUGGAGAACGUCACAUAUCAACUAACUGGCAAUAUAGACAAAAACAUAUUCUGUGUAGAAAUCCCUUAAUCUUGGUUUUAGAAAAAAAACACAAACUAUAUUAAAAAAGAUAAUGGGGACGGGGUGCAGCCACUGUUAUAAGUAAUUUAAUGUAUACCUAUAAGCAAACGAUAAACCAUUAGUUAUAAAAAAAACGAUUCUGAGCGGAGUUCAGUUGAUAGUGAUGCUUUGUCAACAAUAUAUAUGUCUUAUUAUAGUAAAAAAAAAAAAAAAAGCUUUCUAUAUUUCCUUUAAUAAUAUAUAUUUAAUGUUGUACCGAUUUUCACUGUUUUCCUACGUUUUUCCAGGUUUUCCAUUUUUAUCCCGGUUUUUCAAAUUUGAUGUGGAAAUCGAAAAAUGACCUCUCUAAAGUACCUCCCUUGUGAAAUUUCCUUUUAAAAUCAUUGUUAUCAUUAAAAGUUGGAGCAAAAUUGCUGGUAGAAAAGUUGUCCAUGGAAAAAAUAAAUCGUAAAUUACAUUUAUUAUAUUUCAUACAUUUUUCCGUUUUUUUUUAUUCGGUUUUUCGCAUUUGAUGAAAAAACUCUGGAGAAAAUCGAAAAAUGACUUCUUUAAAUUACCUACCUAAGCCGAUUUCCCUUCAGAAAAAGUGAUACACGUAAAAAUCCUAGCAAGUCUUCUGGUAGAAAAGUUGCGUACAGAUAAAAAAAAAAAAAACAUCUUUUUAAAACCAUAAGCUUCUUCGUUCCACUCAGAAUCUAAAAUUAAGAUGACAAUUUAAAAAUUGCAAAAAAGACAACUUUGCUUUUUGAAAUAUUUUUAUCUUUUAAUUUAAUCAUUUUUUUUUAUUACUAAAAGCUUCGUCGCUGAAACCGUUCUUCUAUUUUCUCCGCUAAUUUUUUUAAUGUUUCAUAACUUGGUAGAAAUGGUAGUUUUUUUUUUAUAUUUCUCAGAUUAGUGUCUCUCAGUCGUACUCUUCCUCUUAUCCUAUUUAUCGUCCCCACCAUUAUAUUUAUAAUAAAUGCGUUGUGUCCCGCAUAGAUUUAUAAUAAAUGCUUUUAAUUGUUUUAAUGUUUUACGAAAUUGGACAUCCGACUCCUACAACCUUAAGAUUUCGGGGAAAUUCUAAUGACUUCGUGGGCCUGAUUCCCUUUAACUUCUAACCUUCGUCUACGGUACUCGUAUACGAUUUUUUUUUUUUGUUUUCUUUGGGAUUGAUCAUGUGCCUGCAGCCUGCAGCACAAGACAAAGACUAAUAAUAGCGAUCUAAAAGCGUAACUUCUGUACCUAUAUUUAAUUAACUAAAUACUAUUGUACAUUUAAUUAUAAAACCACAUUGUCUAUCGGAGCUUUUGAUUGUUCGCUCGCCUACGUCGGACUUUUGAUCGAAAAUAAAUUUCAAUUAGAUAUGAAAACCAUGUCGGAUAGACAGUAACUAUAAAACUUCUAAUUCCUGUGUCAAAACAGUCUAGAUUAACUAAUUUGGAAGUCAAAUGUACACAACAUAAGUCGGGAUCCGACUUAAAAAAAAGAUCAUUGUUUCAUAUACCUAUCAGAAUAAGCAAAAAAGAAGUCAGUACCCAUUAUUUUUAUCUAUUGGUCCACGUAAAAUAAUUCUUUGGGGCUUUUAAGACCGCACGCAUAUUUUAGAGCGUUGAGCAUCAAGCGUGUUCAAAACAUCAAACAUGUUCGAAUUUUAACGCUCGACGCUCUUGAAAUUUAUUUGACGGCGCGAACAGUCGAUACCGGUAGUAUGAUAGACCUUAUUCUACAAAUAUAAAUGCAUUUAUUUUAUAUUAUAUAUUAAAAUAAUGUAAUAUUAUUAUUAAAAUAGGUAAAUAUAGGUAGGUGCCAUAACAGACUUAAGUUUACAAAGCAAUUAUGGAUUAUUUUUAGAAAUUAAUGCGGUAUGAACUUCAACUCUUUUAUUUUCCAAAAUUGAUUUUCUUAUAGUUGGAUUGUCUAAACGAAUCGCAAGAUGAUCUACCCUAAUGAAAGGUAUGAUAAAUGCUGAAAAAAUAAAAAAAUGUUUAUAUUCUAGAUAUUAAAUGACCCACAAUGCUAAAAAAUAACGCGCUGCAUUAUGCGCACCUUUGACCCUCGACGCUCAACGCCCUGCAAUGUGCUCGCGGCCUAAAUGUCAUGGGUCCGGUACCCGCUUUCAGUAUACCAUUUCGGGUUACCGAAAUUUAUAAGAAUCGUUCUCGGACAACCGCUUGUCGCCGACCAACGGACACGAGACCGCACCGGUAAAAUAAAGAAACAGAUAGAACGUGCCCGUACUAAUCUUAAGAGAGGGUCGGCCCCCAGACUAACGGCUGAGGCCGAUUAUCAGAUAAAUUUCGGGUGGGUAUCGAAUAAAUCGACUAAGUGUUGGUAUGUGGUACUUUUGGAAACAUUUUCAUUUUUAACGGUCUUCUAACAGACGACCUACAACAUUUUUGGACAUAGGUAUUAUUGAAUUUCAUUAUGAGUGUGCAGCCACGAUCCGUGGUAAAUCGAAACGAAAAAUAUUCGCGAGGUAGUAAGGAUAAAAAAAAAAUCGCUUCGCCGGCUUUUCUGAUUGUUUUCGAGAACCAACAUUUCCGCGUCUAGCCCCGUCCGUUCUUUUAUUAUCUACGGUCGCAAUACGGUGAAAAGAAAUAAAAAAAACCCGAACGGUCGCAAGGUUCGCGACCGUUUCUUCGAAAAGAAAAAUCUCUCGUCGUCGUCUUUCUCGUGUACAUUUUAGUGUUUUCUAUUCUGUCCAUAAUCGCGCCGUACAUGGAAAUGUCGUCUGUAAUAAUAUAAUAUUAUAUAAUAUUUAUGUGAAUUAUUAUUAUAGGGACCGAAAACAAUUCCCCCUCCUCCCCCGAAUUCCAUCUGCCCCGAAACGAACGUCCAAUCGCGGAAUGCGAAAAUAAUGCGUGCGCCGCUCUUGUGCUGUGGAUUUUCCUAGUAUUUUUUUUUUCCAUGGUCUCUGUGCAGCGUGAAAAACACAUAACCACGCGCAUGCGCAUGCACACAUGUACAUGUACACAAUUAGACGAUUGAUUUUUAUGAUGCAUCACUCGAGAACGAGUGAAAACGCGCUCGAAAAUAAACCUUCGAAAAGGUAUUUCGAAAAGCUAAAAUGGUCGGUGACGGGUCGAUUUGAAAAAAAAAAAAACUAUUUUCUAACAACGCUUGAAAACGCUAUGAACGCGCAGUAUUUUCAUUUUUUUUAAAUUCAGUUUUUCGCGCUGCGGGCAUUAUAAAAAAAUAAACCGCUUCGCGUUGGUAUUUCGUUUUCGCACAUAUUGUUUUAUAGAUUACUCUAAUUAUUGAUUUCGAGGGCCGCGUUAGAGGGGCGGGAGAUUUUUAAAACUUCUCUACACCCUAUUUCGAUUAUUUUUUUUUCUUUAUCUUUAUCGCGUCGGGUUUUUUUUUUUUUCUAUCUGGAAUCUCUUAACGUUUUUAAGCGCGUUUACAAAUCCGUUCCCCAAUAUUAUACGAUUUACAGUCGACUAUAGGUAUAUUAUGUACAGUAUACGCAAUUUAAUACGCAUUAAAACGCCGCCGCCGUAUUAUAUAAAAGGUAUACGGACGGUAUAAUAUUAUACAUUUAUACGUAUCAUGAUAUUAUUAUUAUAUCCGACCGCGGCGGCGGUAAUAGAAAAUAAAUUAAACUUUCCUGCGGUUCCGCGGGUGGGAAACGCGCCGCUCCGUUUCGCGGGAAAUUCGUAUUAAAAACUUCUUUUUUUCUUUUUCUCCUUCCUCUUCUUUUUUUCUCUAAAAAACGUCAGUUGGCCGCUUUUGUCAACAAAUAACGGCACACCGGAUACGUGUAUAUACGUAUAUAAACGAUAUAUAUAUAUAUGUGUGUGUGUGUGUGUGUACCCGCCCGUGCGCGGUGUGAGUCCCCAGUGGUUUUCGAGCGCGCACGCGUGUGCAUACCAAAUGAAUAUAACAGUUACGUGACCCACGCGAUGCAGUUGAUAAUCAUUCGUUUUUAUACACGAAAUCGAAUUAUAAUAAAAAAAAAAUAUAUAUAUAUAUGUAUACGUAUAUAUAAUAAUAACGAAAACUCGGAAACAAAAGGUUUUUCAAUCGCUUUACCUAUAUAUAGGUACACGUAUAUUAUACAGCGUGUUCCAAAUGUCUCGUAUCACCUUUUCAUUCAAUAUGGUAUCUUCGUGGGGCAAAUCAACACGUCGAAAUGAGGGUUUUCUUUUUCUUACUGUCAUAAUAAUUAUAGUAAGAAAAUUCUAAUCGAACGGCACGAGUAUCAACGUUUAGUUAAAACAUAGGCAUUGAGUUUUCGAUUUCGUAAAACUAAUAAUAAUAAUAAUAAAUUAUUUAACUCAAAAUAUGAUUAAUAUAAUAUUAAUAUAAUCAACAUAAUAUAAUACAAUCAUUUCAAAUCGUAAUUGUUAUUUUUUUUUUUUUUUACACGAUAUGACUACUAUUCUCUAUAAGCAGGCUUGCGAAUCGUAUUAUUCAUAUUGGUAUUAAAUAUAGAUACAACAAUAUAAACACAAAAGACUAUAUUAUAGUGAUAUUAAGGGUCGUUCUCGCAAACGUAAAAAAAACCCGUUUAUCUGAUUCUUAAACUGAGUUCAGCCAUAAAAUGACCACGAUUAGUCGAUUAUCUUAUAAACUCAGUUAAAAAAUCAACGUUUACGCUGGUGAAAACGGGCCUAUGUUGAUUAUUAAUAAAUAGUAAAAUGCAGGUAAUAAUAUUGUUAUUAUGUUGAUUUUCGGCAAAACAUGCGAAUCACGUGCUUUAACCAAUCUCGACUGAACCGCCGAUUUUUCUUCUCCCUAAUAAUUGAUAACAUACCUAGUACAGUCUUGCUUCGUCGAUUUUUAUUUUUAAAUUUAAACUGUUCAAUAAGAAUUAUCUUACUAUGAAAAAAAAACUCAUUCUCCACGAAGAUAUUAAAGGUGAUACGGGCGUUUUACGAGAUACGAGGCCACUUUAGAGAAUAACGAAAACAACCGGUUUUUCGACUAAUCCGAUCGACUAAAUUCUGAUAUAUUUCAAUAUGAUGUCUACAAAUCCGGAUUGUAAAUUUCAUGAUAACUAUUCAGGUUUCUUUUUCUCUCCGUCUCCCAAUUCGCAGAAUUAUAACAGACGAGUAUUGGGUUCAUUUUAUUAAAGUGCUGAACAAUAAUAAACGCACUUGAAUUAGUUUUACAAUUGAGUUUGUUUUAUUUGUAUUUUUUACUAAAAACGAGCUACAAAAAAUAAAAUUACAAAAUAAUUUUCGAGUUUUAAAAUCCAGAGUCUUGAACUUCUAGUUAAUCCGUAAUUUUUCCUUAAAAUAAAUCUGUAUUAUUAUUAUAUUAUUUUAAAUCGAUUUCAAAAGACCGGGUUUUAUAUUAGAGCGGAUUGACAUAUUAUCAAAUUGAAAUAUUUAAAAAAAAAAAAACAUAAUCCGUGCUGUGUCGUCGUUAUUCAAAAAUUAUUUUUUCAUUUAUCUAAUAUUGUUAAAAGAAAUGUAUAAACGUUUUUAAAUCGUGAUAUUUCACACACUCGUAUAUCGUUGAAAAAAUUUAAAAAAAACGACGACAUUGCACGAAUAUUGUUUUUAUAUUUAAGUUUGAUAUUAUAAUUGGUGACGUGCACUUUUCCGAAAUUGUAAAAUCAUGGACUUUUCCGGGAAAAAUUCACUGAAAAGUUUACUAUAAACAUUAUUCAAUUUUCUGACUGUACGCGUAAUUCCACGACAGACAAAAUAUUAAAAACUUGAAAUUUAUAUUUACUUUACUCAAAUAAAAUUCAUAUCUAAAUAUCGUAUAUAUUUAUUUAAUUAUACGGUAUUUAUGUCCAUCGUGUUCGUGCACUUGAGAAGUUGUGAGCUGUGUCGUUGUAUGUACAUUUAUGAAUUAUACAAACAGCAGGAUAAGAGGCGUAUGAUGGAUUUACCGGUAAACGAAGACACUUUGAUUUAAGAGAGGAACAUGAAACGGAAGUUAUAAUUUAUCAUAGUUCAAUAAUUGUUAUUUACUCGAAUAUUAAAUUGAAUUCGAACGGCGGAGGUGACGGCGGCGUAGAGUUUGUCCCGUCGCUGAACGACGCGAUGACGCGCGGAGGCGGUACGACGGAAACGGGCGCGUUAUUUAUGUAUUUAAACUAUUUCAUUUAAAAUGUACACAAUUGUCGUAUGUUAAAUAUUCAAAUUAAUUCUGUAGGCACUGAAUCGCCUACCUACCUAAAGACCGUCUACUGCGGUAUGGACCGCGUAUUUGUUUUUACGAUCGAGUCUUCCGAGUGAGGAUUAUUUAAUGUAUUCGUGUUGAAAAGAAAAAAAAAAACCGUGUUUAAUACUCGCGGCGUGAUUACAAAAGGGCGAGGGAACGAUGUUGCGUUGAAACUCCGAGUUUUACAAUCGGUACUCCCGGGCAAUUCGCAUAAUAUUACCGUGUUUUAAACUUUGCGAAAUCUUUUGACGAUUGUACUAAAAUAUUCCGCGCUGUCGCGAUUUGAACGUGUUUAUACAUUUAUAGCCAACGAGAUUCGAUUGAUAAUUGAGGGCGGGGGAAGCCCCUCGCGUUAAUUUCGCUAUGACGCACGCGAUUCGCAGCGCCCCCGAAAUUAUAUUCUAUUAUAAUAUCUGUUCUCUUAUAAAUUAUGUUAUUAAGAACUGCUCCCGCAGCACAAGCUCUGCUUGCCGGGGUGACGCUGCAGUAUAUUGUACUCAUGAACGCAUUUUUGAUGUAAAAACUUGUCGACGUUGCUAUAAACUCAUUAUUAUUGUAUUAUUACAAUUAGUAUUUGCGCGUUUGAUUAUAUGCGUGGGUUCGUGUUUCCCGGAUCGUGAAAAAAAAAAAAAUAAUAAAAAAUCCAUCCUUGUACCUAUAUAUAUGUUAAUUUUAAUUAAAAUUAAUCGCGACGAUUCGACGGAAAUCAAUAAUCGUUAUAAUAUUGUUAAUCGCACCCUGUAAGAACAAGAAGACUGUCGCCGCAAUCGAAACUUAACACUGUUGACAUAUUGCGGGGGCAUCAGUGGAAUCGCACAAAAUAUGGUUCUUUACAUAACGAUUGACUCUAAUGAAAGCAAUAAAAAAAACUUCGAUGCGUAGGUAUUGUGAUAAUUCAUAUUUUAUUCUGAAAAUUGAAAACUGCAAUCAUUAUUGCUGUUGACGUAUGUGAUGGUUUACAGUUAUUUAUUUUUGCAUAGUUUAACACUGCACGGGCGGUUCGUUACGACCGGUAUUCAAUACGGCCAUUUUUAUGGUUUGUGGCCGUUUCGAAUUUGUAUUACGGUUUUAUAUAUUGAUCGCCAUAAGUCGAAUAAUUGUGCGGCUACAUUUUCCCGCAUAUAUAAUAAGUAUAAUAUAUGCAAUACGCCCCGAAAUCCGAAUGUGUUUGCAGUGUUCCGCUGUAGAGUUAAACAAUUUGAAACCGCUCAGAAAUUGAAUAUAUCGCGUGUCGUACGUAAUUAAAAAUUACGUAUAGAACGGCAAAAGAACAAAAAUAACGCGCGAGUUUCGUAAACCCCUGAAAAUUGACGUCCUGGUAAAUAUUUGAAAUUUAAAAUUCGUUUUUACCCGAAACGACACGUCGUACCGGUUAUUUAUUUUUUUUUUGUUUCUCCGUGUUUUUUUUUACAAUCCCCCUACACCCCCCCCCAUCAUAUAAAAAAUACGACGUUCCGUGUGCAGCAGUCGCGCGUUUCCACUGAAUCCAUACAACAUAAUUUAAUAGGUUCGUUGUGAAACGUCAUCCGUCGUCGGUGACAUACUAUACAUUGUACGUUUUCGUUAUUACGGUUAUCGUGGUCAUUAUUCGAAUAUUCCAUACACGCGCGUAAAUUUCAUUUGACUAACGACUUCCGCACAAUGUGCGUAUGUGUGUGUGCGUGUGUGUGUGUUUUUUUUUGCGUGUUUAACGAGAACAAAAAUUUACGCGUAAUUUAAUCUACGCGAGUGUACACGUGUAGGUACAAUAAUAAUAUUUCGGGCCGACUACGCGGCGCAUACGUGUAAUACAUACAACAGGACAACGUUAUGUUAUUGCAUUGUCGCGAAUGUUUCGCGCGGUUCUUACGCGUACCGCGGAGUGUUCCGAUAUUCGAUUUUAAAAUAGAACGCGACCUUGAUACGUUGACGUUGUUUGGUGUCGUUUUAAGUAUGUGACUAAAACGAGAAAAAAAAAAAACUCCCGGUAUUUGAUGCAAUACCGCUGUACGGCGGAUGUGUAGUGUUUCGUUCGCGCGAAAUACUACCGCCCGUCGCCCCGCGAACCGCGCGCCCCGGGCCGCGCGGCGGUUACCGAAAGCCCGGGCGCCGAUGCGGAUUUUCGUGCGGUUCCGCGAUGGUUUCGAUUGGUGGGGAGGGGCGGGGGAAUCGACAAUGACGAAAAAAAAAAUAAACAGCUUAUACUGGGGACGGGUGCGGCCACUGUUGCAGAUGGAUGGCGCGAGGAAGGUGGGAUACAUCGUAUAGUUAUUCAAUUUAUACCUGUCCGCCAGCGAUAUACCAUCGUUCGAUGGCGGAAAAAUAUUCGGGGCCGCAGUUCGGUUAUACGUGUUUUUUUGAGAGGCCGUGAUAUUUACGGUUUUCGUCAAAAUUCGAUUUUCAAACUCUUGUAAAAAAAUACUACGUAUAAACUAAAUUUUUUUUUUUUUUUACGAAACUCCUGUCAAAUUUUCAAGCGUUUCUGUUGGAUUUCACAAUUUGUCUACAGGGUACCUGCCAAAUAAGAAUUACGUAAAAAAAAACCGCAAUUCGAAAAAAAAAAUCGUAUAUAUAUCGUCUUUUUCGGUUUUCUCAAUUAUCAUGAAAAAUACUUUAAAUAUCGAAAAACGACUUACUCUGUCAGCGAUGAAUUAUUAAUUGGAACAAAAUCGAUUUUUCGUCGUUUUUCGAUUGAAGUAAUAUUUCCGGUAGAAAACUUAAGUAUAACACAAUGAAAACGGUUUUACGGUAUUUACGGGAAACGCCGUAAAUACUUCCCGUAUUGCUUAUAAUUUUCUUUCGGGUUUUCCCGAUUAUCUCGAAAACCUCUUGGAAAAUCAAAAACCGACCUCCACGAAUGCAGCAGCCAGAGAAAAUUACCUAUCAGAAAAGGCGCAGUAUUCUAUACUUCGGAGCAAGCUUUCUGGUAGAAGAGUUGUUCACAAACACAAACAAAAUAAAAAACAAAACCACAUCGUACUAAAACCAAUGGAUCCCUCGCUACGCUCCGAAUCUAAAACAAUGGCCGGUACCCCUGCUAUAUACGGCGGGCUGGUUUUUAUUUCAUUCGAAAAUCGUACUAUUCCUGUAAUGUUGUCGUAUUCGUCCACAAUAAUUGUAAUUUACUGCAGCGCGAUCACAGUCAUUACGCGAAAAUAUAGACGGCGCUGGACGGGGCCCAUUGAUUAAAUCGAAAAAAAAUACUCGGGAUGGCCGUACACCCGAUGCGCGGUCACACUCCGUCCCCUAUAUUUAGUCGUAUAUUAUGAUAAUGUUACGUUACGGUUAAUGUCGCGUGCUGUACGCGCACUUUUUGCACAUAAAAACCGAUAUUGUGCCGCGAAAGCUUUAAUACCGGAACGACAACAUAUAUUGUCUGUUUUUGCACGUUGAUUUUUUUUUUCUCGAUAUUUUAUAAUAAUUUACAAAACGAAUUACGGACGCGUAAAACGAUGUUAAAAUUGUUUAAAUAAAACCCGACGAACAAACACAGACACUAAUGCUGCUCAGAACUUUAAGAUUGAUAACUGGCCGAUUAAUAUUACAAUGUGCCCGUUGUAAUGUUAAUACGAGCAGCGCGAAAUCGGUUAAAGUGUCUAAGUAUACCGGACACAACUACCGAUUCCACAACAUUUAUACUGGCCGUAACGCGAAAAUCUGACAAGUAAUUUUAUUUUUUAGAUUCUGUUCGAUGUUUUAAAAUUCCCUCCAUCCCGUGUAAGAAUUACUACGGAUAGAAUUAAAAAUAAAAAUCGUUUGCGAAAUCCGAAAUAUUAUCCAUUUUGUAACAGUUUAGUCACUAUAAUAUAAUAUAAUUCGAAACAAAAUUUCGGUGUUCUAGAAAAGUCUAAAAUUUCUUUUCUUCCUUUUUGAAUGGGCACGCGGCAGCGCUUAUCUCGCUUGCCCCGCCCGACCACACGCCACUGCCAGAAGGAUAUUUCGGUAUUGUUGUGGUUUUUCGGUUCGCUGUAAAUUCCGUGAAUUGAAUUUUUCAUUUUUCAUUUUCCGGCAGACGCAUACAAAAAAAUAUGGGGGGAGGAAGAAAUAAAACUCCGAAUAACCAAUCGUCUUUUGUGGUUUCCCGUUUUAAAUCGAUACAAUUCCGCUAGCCUUGUGUACCCAUCUAUACAGAGUGUUCUACAGUGUUAAAUAACUUAGUUAUUUGAUUUUUUUCAAUCCCUCAAUCACUGAUAAAUAUAACUUUAUUUUUUCAAUUUUAAACAUUUUCAAAAUGAUCAUUUUGUAAAAAAUUGUAAUGUAUCAUGCAUUUAUAUCCGAUCAAUAGUUUUUACAGAGUAAUAACCGUUUUAAUUUCCAGAAAAUUGGGGUGAAAACAAUUCACUUUCAAUAGAAUAACACGUUACACGAUAAGGAUUCACAAUCACUACGUCAUUCCUUAUCUAUCACUGAUAAUUGUUUUCACGCCAAUUUUUUAGAAAUUGAAACGGCUUCGAAAUUUUGAAAAAUUAAGUUUAUUUUUUUUUUCGUCAUUAUGAGGGAUGAAAAAAAAUGUAUGUUUUUCUCAGCACACUAACCAUACACAAUACUCGAUUGAAACCAAAAAAAAAAAAAAAAAAAAAAAUCGAAAAAAAAAUAUAUAACAAUGUGGGCCACUCUGUAUAUGUAUAUAUAAAAUAUGUAACCGACUACGGGCUUUCGAAUUAAAUAAGGUUUCCUUUUUAUUCCCGCGAACAAAAACGUUUUGAUAUUCCGCUUUCGUUUCGAUUUCAUUUUGUCCCGCGGUAAUUUUAAUAUACCGUUGGUUCCCGUAGUGAAGAAAGUGAAUUUUAGAUUCCGAGGGUGGCGAGGGAGCUAUUGGUUUUACAAUGUUGUUUAUUUCUUCUUUCUUUGUUCUAGUCUGUGGACACGUUUUUUCCCUAGUAAACUUGCUCCGAUUUUUAAGUGUAGCAACUUUUUGAAAGCUCAAGUUGUCUUUAUGGUACUUUAAAGAAGUCAUUUUUUGAUUUUCGACGCUAUUGUUUAAAUAAAAGCACUUAAGUAGGAAAAAACAUAUAAUUUUAUGAUUUCAUUAUUUUAUAAAACACGGACGACGUUUUCUAUCAGAAAAUACGAUUUAAUCGAAAAAUCACAACACACUUUUUUUUUUUUGAUUUUCAAUUUACUCUCUUACGGUAUAAUUUCCAAAACGUUUGAGCUUUUAAGGAAUUUUAAUUUUUGGGAGUUUUUUGCUGUAAUUCAAUUAUAAAUAUACGUAGAGACUUGAAAUUUAGUAAUAAUUCUUAUAUUAGACUUACCUAGACGUGGUAAAAUUUUCAAAAUCAUCAGACAACUUUUUUUUUUUUUAAUAAACGUUUUGCAAUCAAAUUUAAAUCAAAAUCACAAAAAUUUACGGCAUUUUAAAUUAUGUAUUGCCGAACUGAGUUUAUGAUUUAUCGUUGCUUACAGAUAAUAAAUAACAUAGCAUUAUGCAUCCUACCUUCUCAACUUCUCACCUACAUCAGUGGCCGCUCCCAUCCCCAGUAUCAGCUCUUUAUUAUUUUUUCAAUAUAUAACAAUAAUAUUUCGUCUGAUUCUUCAUUUCGCUCCCCAUUUAUUGUUUGAUCAAAAUUUCACGAAUCGUUGCGCACACAGAGAAUGAGGGGGGGGGCGAGUCAUAACCCCUCUUGAAAUUUCUUCCUUGAAUGCAUUUUUUUUAAUCAAAUUUUAUAUUCAACAACAUACUAUCCUACACCACGGAAUAAAAUAAAAUUCAAUUUGAUCAAAAAUCCUUUAUUUAGUAAUAACAGCGAUAGUAUAUUGUACUGAUAGUAUGUGCUAUCCCCCUCUAGGAAUUUAUCAUAAAUAAAAACCCCCUCCCGGAAAAAAAUCCCGCGUGCCGCUGCUGGCACGAGUGUAGACACGAAACGAUCGGAAAUAGUGUCGCGCGUAAAAUAAGCAUCGCCGUACUGACAUUUCACUAAUAUAAUGUGUGCAGCGCGUGUAUUUUCUGAAUUUAAUUCGUUCGUAUUGAAAACUAGUAUAAUGCGUGUGCGUAACUCCAAAAUUGACCGAAGCCCUUUAUCGCCGGUGUAGGUGUAGGUAUACGAAAGAUAUUUUAUGAUGAAUACACGGGGAGUUUACGGUGCGUUUGGCGCGGGUUUAACCGACGGGAUUUAUGUUAUUAUUUAUUGUUGUUUAGGCCCGGGGGCCCGUGAUAAUAUAUUAUAAUACGUAUAAGCUCUCGAUGUAGAAUAACGCGCCGCUCGGGGGUUUACAGGGGAGAGGUCGGUCAGUGGUCCGAAUCCAUUAUACCGUGCAAUAUCGGUUUAUUACGUGGUUCCGGGGGUAUACGGUGUACCCGUUAACCGAGGCGUCCGUGGCUAGCGGGAGUGCGGGGUUGCGUUGCGAUUGCGUGCGGACCUUUUUCACUAUUACGAUUGCGUACGUUCUAUCUACCAAAAUUCAAUGUAUCGUUGCCGUUGCGUGUUCACAGGCGUGAAAUUUGUGAAAAAUGUGUAAAUUAAAUUAUUUCAGAAAAAACCUUUGAUUAACUGACAUUUAAGGUACCCAUAGUUUGGUAAACGUAAUUGCGACAUUAUUUCCAUGACUACUAUUCCAACACUAAAGUUAAACAAAAAAAUAACCGCGUGUAACUGCCUAUUCGCUCAGUUUAAAAUAGAUGGUAAUGUAUUACAUUUUUUUUCUGCAGGGACUGGUUAUCGAUACCAGGGUUUUACAUUAUAAUUUGUCCGUUUAUUAAUUUAUAAUAGUUUUUAAUUGACUACUAUUGGUUUGCAAUAGUAGUCGUACGCAAUCGUAUAUCACCGGAGAGCGGGACUUAGACUCUAUAGAUCACCCCGAAACAAUUACGGGUCUGGUAAAUCGAUAAUGCGCGAACGACGCGCGCGAAAAAGGCGUCGGUGUUUCAGAACUUUUCAGUAUAGAACAGCUUUAUCGGCAUACUUUUUUCGGCGGUUUAAACAAUACAAUAAAAAAAUCGCUUAACGUAUUACGCGUGUUGAUUUUAAUGCGCUUUGCCAUUACUCGACCGCACUUAAAUAUUCUAACGCGGCGCAUUUGAAACGAGCAUUUCGCGUUCAAGUCGCCGCGGCAUGUUACGCGUGUAACUUAAAACGCUCGAAAGACGUAAACAAAAUCGCGGCUUAUCGUAAAACGCGCGUUGAAAUAACACGUACAAUAUCUUUAGAAAUUGACCGUUCUACUUGAACGUGUGACCGUUCGAAAAACCCACGAAAUCGUGAAGUUCCGUGAACUCGCGCGUAACAAUUUUAUCGAAAAUAAAAAAAUACGUACUCGCUAGAUCAAAUUACCUUGAGGUUUUUUCUUUUUCGACAAUUCAAAUAUUUUCUUGAACAUGAUUAGGAUCAUAUUUUGUUAAAUAUUAUAAUGUAAGGUGCACUCACCGCUCAGCAUAACCUACAGUAUUCCUGUUAUGAUCACUCAUUCGUAAUUUUAUUCGUAAAAUGUAACGAUUUUGUAAUUUUAUAAUCCGUUUGGUUACUGUUGUAUUCGUCUGUCGUUAAUUUAAUUUACUGGGCGAUAAAAAUUAUUACAAAAACAUAGAUAGUGUAAGGUUUUCGCGUGCAACGGGAAAAUGAAAUUCGAAUAUAUUAAUACUAAUUUGUCGUUUCAUAAUUAUUAUUCUAAGGUAUGAAAUUCAAACUGAGUAUUGAUAAUCUUAUAUAUAAUAUUUACCAGUUUUGUUUUUUUUUUUUCUUCAUCGAUAAUCGUAUGGACAGAUUAAUACAAAUAUUAAUUGAAACAAAUUCUCAAGAUGGCCAUAGACGACCAUAACUCCGUCCUACUUCGUUUCAUAAAAAUAAUUUAUUUCAGUAAAUAAAAUAUAUUACCCGUUGUUGCAGUUUAACUUACGUGUGAUUUCCGUUGUAUUUUUUCAGUGAUCGCCGGAAACGUCGGUGCACCAACUGCUCGAUCUCAGGCUGUGUGCGAACGCUUGCUAUAUUUACGUCGGCGCGGUUUUACGGGUCAUGGCCGGAACAUGUUGAACACGUCAUGUCGGGAAACGGAUACGCGGCCGGGCAACGACAACGAUGCGGUGUCUCCGCCCGUCGCCGUGCUCCAGGACCCGGACAAAUCGAUGCGACUGCAGGCCUGCUGGAUCCGGUUGUGGGACAGGUGGGCGAGCGAGCAGCGCAUCUUGGUCUUGUACCAGAUGCACAUCAACCACGUGCUUUCCCGGGAACGGUCGAAGUUAACGCUGGCUGGCGGUCGGGUAGUGACAUGCAGACGCGUGAAGCAUCAGCACCACCAACAGUCUUCCGGGGGCGACGGCGGCGUUAGGUCUCACCCGCUACGGUCUUGGUCGGACGCCACGGCCAACAUCGCGGCCGCGGCGGUGCCCGAUUCAUUUGCGUCGAUGUUACCGGUGGUCGUCGGCGGUCCGCCGGACCUCGCUGCCGACGCGCGCGACCUGCGCGUCCUGUCCAGCGCAGUCGACCGGCUCCGGGGGUCCGGUUGGUACUACGAGGGCGCCCGGGCGCAGGCGUGGACGGCCAACGCCCUCGCCAGCAUGCCGCCCGGCCGGUUUUGCGUCCGCGACUCAAAACACUCGGAGCACCUGUUCACGAUGGACGUUCACACUGGUGGCGGGAACAUCGUGAGCGUUCGGUUCACGUACGCGGACGGGCUGUUCGGGCUCGAUUCGAUGCGCCGGCACAGCGGCCGCGGCGGCGCCCUGUCCUUUCCGAAAUUCCGGUGUCCGAUCGAGCUGCUCGACUACUACGUGCGGUUGUCCCGGAUCGAGGCGGCACGGCGGACGCUCGUUUACUCCGUGUGGGUCGACGGGUGCGGCCAGUUGUUCUCGUGGAUGAACCUCUGCCGGCCAAUGGUCAAGGUGGACCCGGUCGGGUUCCCGUCACUCAAACACAUGGCCCGGCUGGUCAUCAACCGGCACAAGUGUCUGAUCACCAUUACUCCUACAUCACUACCAAACGAACUGAUCGAAUAUUUACUCCAGUAUCCGUAUAGCCUGUGAUUUUGUACAAAAUUAUCAUUAUGAUUUUUACUCGUUCGUUUUAUUUAUAUUACUUAAUUAAUAUUGUUAGUUUUACCCGUAUUAUUAAAAUGUUAUGCAAUCAGACGACCUCGUACGUACAAACUUUAAAAACCUAUGUAUAUUAUAUUAUUUAUUAUGUAAACACUAAUUUAAUAAUUUAAACACGCCGAGAGAACACCUCGUAUUUUAUAAUAUAAUAUUAUUAUAAUAGUGAUCCGGGCAUUUUUAUUACUUGACCGGCCACGUUCCGCCUAUCCGCACACGUUUCCCCGGACGAUUAUCGAUUUCGUAGCACGGUAAUGUUGUACACGAUUGACGAAAUCUAUCGGUUUGUCUUCUUGCGACGUUUUAUUAUUUUCACCAAACGUAUUAGGUACGCAAUCGGCGGCGCGGUGAAAUUUCAUCACCCGACUUAAAAUUUGGGAUCCGCCUACCGGCGUACGUAUAGGCGGUCUUGGCGCCUACAUGGCGAUUUGCAGGGGAGGAAAGUAACACGGCGAAAUUCGUGCUAAUAAUGCAGUUAU
Molecule: messenger RNA, 44303 nt
Organism: Cinara cedri
Lineage: Eukaryota; Metazoa; Arthropoda; Insecta; Hemiptera; Aphididae
Source: the annotation of a GenBank genome assembly